GGCAGCAGCAGCAGCACGAGUGUGGACACCUACCCCUAUGGGCUGCCCACCCCUCCGGAGAUGUCUCCACUGGACGCCAUAGACCCAGAGCAGAGCUUCUUCUCCUCGCCCUGCCCUGAGGACCAUCACUGCUCCCACCUUGCCGGAGCCACCUACUCCCCGGAGCCGUGCAACCACCACCCCCUCAGCCCCACCCCCUGCAUGAUCCCCCCGGCCUCCAGCUGCCCUCCCCUUCCUCCUCCUCCCAGCUACUACACACCCGCCUUCCCCUCCCUGCACACCCCCAGCCUCCAUGCCCACCUGGGUCAGCUCUCCCCGCCACCCGACCACCACGGCUUUGAGACCUUGGACCAACUGAGCCAGGCCGAGCUCCUGGGGGAGAUGGACCGCAACGAAUUCGACCAAUAUCUCAACAACCCCAGCCACGGCGACCACCACGGUGGGGUUUUGGUCAAUGGACACGUCCCGGCGGCUGGUGGCUCCCACGGCUCCGAGACCAGCCUGAUCUCCGUCCUUGCCGACGCCACAGCCACCUACUACAACAACUACAGCGUCUCCUAG
Mesitornis unicolor (brown roatelo) is the source of this 561-nucleotide messenger RNA. It is a transcript of the gene SOX7, whose product is annotated as SRY (sex determining region Y)-box 7. The record is from RefSeq and is a predicted model, not a curated record. The annotation marks the transcript as partial. The transcript has a single exon. Lineage: Eukaryota; Metazoa; Chordata; Aves; Mesitornithiformes; Mesitornithidae.